AUGGCGCUGCUCCGCGGCGCCAGCCCCGCCCCCAGGGCCGGCCCCGGCCCCGCGAUUGGCUCCGCUCGUUCAUGCCCGCCAAUGGCAGCCUGCGCUGCCCGUGACGUCACCGCGGCCCGGCGGCGCACGGCAGUGAACGUGCCCGCGGGAGCGCUGCGGGAGAGAAUUGCUGGGGAUUCAUCGGGAUCCUCUCGGGCUCCCACAGACCCUGCCGGACCCCCUGGGACCACUCUGCAGGCAGAGCAAGGGCUGCGGAACCGGGGGAACCCAGAAAUGGGCGGGCUCUGGUGGCGUCCAAGGGUGAAGGAAACGGAGACACGAGAGCCGGGAAGGGCCCGAGCUUCAAUGAAAGGACACACAGAGGAUAUCUCCUUAAUCUGUGUGUGCGGUGACUCUUUACAACAAGAACUUGUUUUCAAGGCCCAGGACAGCGUCCCAGGCAGUGACAUGGCACACAGGUGCUCUCACCCUGGUGCUUGCACCCCGGUGCUCACACCCCCAGCGUGGAGCUGCUCAUUCCCAGCCUUGUCCAGAGUGAACCAAGAGAAAAGGACAAGGGAGACGAGAAAGAAGGACAUGAUUCCGUUAAUUGUAGGUGCAGUAGCUGCAGCAACUCCCUGUUUGGCUAGCGAAAUUAUGCUGCUCAAAUUAAGAAGGAAGAAAACAGAAAGUGCAUGGGCCCCAGAAUCCAUGUUGAAGAAGGAAUACCAGAACCUGUCCCACAGAGUUGAAACUCUGGAAAAAGAUUUACAGGGAGGUCUGGAGACCAUAAAGCAUGAGUUUAAGGAUCUCAGAGCAGAGCUGCAGAAGAACCAAGAAAGGAAGGAAAAAGAAAGUGCAUGGGCCCAGGAAUUCAUGUUGAAGAAGGAAUACCAGAACCUGUCCCACAGAGUUGAAACUCUGGAAAAAGAUUUCAAAGAAGGUCUGGACAUCAUUAAGAAUGAGCUUAAGGAUGUCAGAGCGGAGCUGCAGAAGAACCAAGGAAAGAGGGAGGAGGAUAUUUUGUUGGCCCUGGAAUCCUUGUUGAAGAAGAAAGACCAGGAGACCUCCCAUCGAUUUGAAACUCUGGAAAAAGAUUUCCAGGAAAGUCUGGAGAGCAUUAAGAAUGAGCUUAAGGAUAUCAGAGUGGAGCUGGAGAAGAGCAAAGUCAAUAAAGAGGAGGAUAUUGUAUUGGUCCUGGCAUCCUUGUUGAAGAAGAAAGACCGGGAGACCUCCCAUCGAUUUGAAACUCUGGAAAAAGAUUUCCAGGAAAGUCUGGAGACCAUAAAACAUGAGCUUAAGGAUCUCAGAGCAGAGCUGAAGAAGAACCAAGGAGAGAAGGAGAAGGAAAGUGCAUGAGCCCUUGCUCAGGUCUCUGGACAGAGCACUUCUGGACAGCAAAUCCGUAUGACUAUGUAGAAGCUGAUUUAUUGUUUACUUUUAACCAUACUUAUACAUUCUAAAACUACUGUUAUAUGUAAUAUACAAAUCAAGCCGAAUUAAAAAUAUUAAAGCAACAA
Molecule: messenger RNA, 1499 nt
Organism: Catharus ustulatus (Swainson's thrush)
Lineage: Eukaryota; Metazoa; Chordata; Aves; Passeriformes; Turdidae
Exons: 11
Coding region: 1-1338 (445 amino acids)
Source: RefSeq, a predicted model, not a curated record